CACCAGUAAAACCUCAGCAUUGACGAGUGACUUUAGGACUUCCGUGUCAUUACACAAACAAGACCUGCCUCUUCCUUUAAAAACUUAAACAGCCGCUGUUUUAGCCACCCAGCUCCUUCCUAACGUCUACGAUUUCAACCGGAAAAAAAACCAAAAUAUAAAUCCCGUUUUUUAUUUUUUAAAACUUUACCAUGGAGUCAACAUCUAACAACUACGAGAGGAACUGUGUUCUGUGUUGUCAGGAGCUGGAUAUUUUUGCUCUGGGAAAAUGCGAUCACCCGGUGUGUUACCGCUGUUCCACCAAAAUGAGGGUGUUGUGCGACCAGAAGUACUGCGCCGUCUGCCGGGAGGAGCUCGACAAGGUGCUGUUUGUGCAGAAGUUGGUGCCCUUCUCCUCUCUGCCCCUCCAGACGCUGCAGGUGGAAAGGAAACAUGACAUCUACUUUACUGACUCCAAGAUAUACGCUCAGUUCAGGACGCUGCUGCUGUCUGAGUGUCCUGUCUGUCCAGAGUCUAAAGUCUUCUCAACGUUUGAGGAGUUGGAGCAGCACAUGAGGAAACAACAUGAACUCUUCUGUUGUAAACUCUGUAGAAAACACCUGCAGAUCUUCUCCCACGAGAGGAAGUGGUAUAGCAGGAAGGACCUGGCGCGUCACCGUUCCCACGGCGACCCGGAGGACACGUCUCACCGCGGACACCCGCUCUGCAAGUUCUGCGACGACCGUUACCUCGACAACGACGAGCUGCUGAAACACCUCCGCAGGGACCAUUACUUCUGUCACUUCUGCGACGCGGACGGAGCCCAGGAAUAUUACAGUGACUACCAGUACCUGAGCGAGCACUUCCGGGAGGCCCACUACCUGUGCGAGGAAGGCCGCUGUGCUACGGAGCAAUUCACCCACGCUUUCAGGAGCCAGAUCGACUACAAGGCCCACAAGGCCUCGACGCACAGCAAGAACCGGGCCGAAGCGCGACAGAACCGACACAUAGACCUGCAGUUCAGCUACGCCCCGCGGCAGACCCGACGCAACGACGGAGGUGCGGUGUCUGGAGAGGACUAUGAGGAAGUGAGGUCGGGUCGAGGAGGAAGAGGAAGGAACCAACAGAACACCAGAGGUAGCUGGCGGUACAACCGUGAGGAGGAGGACAGGGACUUGGCAGUAGCGGUCAGAGCCUCCAUGAUGCAACAGAGACGACAGGAGGACAGAGGACGAGACACCCAGGACAGGAGUGGAGCGCCCAAACACCGCAAAGAGGAGAGGACGGAGAGGACGGAGAGGACGGAGCGGCCGGAGAGGACGGAGCGGCCGGAGAGGAUGGAGCGGCCGGAGAGGAUGGAGCGGCCGGAGAGGAUGGAGCGGCCGGAGAGGAUGGAGCGGAUGGAGAGGACGGAGAGGAUGGAGAGGCCGGAGAGGAUGGAGAGGCCGGAGAGGAUGGAGAGGCCGGAGAGGAUGGAGCGGCCUGAGAGGACGGAGCGGCCUGAGAGGACGGAGCGGCCUGAGAGGACGGAGCGGCCUGAGAGGACGGAGCGGCCGGAGAGGACGGAGCGGCCGGAGAGGACGGAGACUGAGGAGAGACCCAGGAGUUUUCCUAUCAAACCUCCGGCAGAAACUCCCCCAGUGAGGACCAUGAAGAGCAACCCUCUGACAGGAGAAGACUUCCCAGCUCUCCUGGGGGCUGCAGCGCCCACACUGAGUGUUAAGGCUCCCCCCCAGGUCCCUCUGAAGGAGGACGACUUCCCCAGUCUAUCUGCUGCCGCGGUUACGACCCCCGUGACCCCCGCCUACUCCGCCCAACCCAGGAAGCACUCCUCCUUCCAAGAGGAAGAUUUCCCCGUCCUGGUCUCUAAGAUCCGCCCUCCCAGACCAGCGGGGGGCGGAGCGACCUCAGCCUGGAGCCAAUCCAGCAGCAGCAGCACCUCCAAGCCGGUCAUCCUUCCAUCCUCUUCCUCUAGACCUUCCUCUAACAACCCUCCUCUUCCUCUCCCCGCCGGCCCCCGGCUCCUCUCCUCCUCUUCCUCUCGGAGGAAAAAGCUCUCCGCCCGCCGCCCGUCCCCGCCCUCUGAUGAUGACGAUUGCGUUGCCAAGACGACGAAGGAGCGCCGAGCAAUUCCGACCAUGUUGGAUAUCUCCUCUCUUCUCAUCGUCAAAGGACCCUCUAAGCCCCUCCCACCUACCUCUAAGCCCCUCCCACCGACCUCUAAGCCCCUCCCACCUACCUCUAAGCCCCUCCCGCCGACCUCUAAGCCCCUCCCACUGACAUCUAACCCCGCCCGAGCCCCACGUCCAAGUCGGCCAAGAAGAAGAAACGGACCACGCCCCUUCCGCCAUUUGGGAACCAAGUUCCUGUCCCCACGGAAACGGUCUCCAGGGUACAGAAGGAGAACGUUCGGAGAGCCGCGCCUCCAAACCGCUGGUUGCUGUGACGACGACGGCGGCGGUUAAAACGAGCGGAUUGGCUAACGGCCACCUGGAUAAACCAAUCACGGCGG
This is a messenger RNA of Salmo salar (Atlantic salmon), 2491 nucleotides long. NCBI's taxonomy places the organism in Eukaryota, Metazoa, Chordata, Actinopteri, Salmoniformes, Salmonidae. The record is from RefSeq and is a predicted model, not a curated record.